ACAUUGAAUGUGUUUUUUCCUGUUUCUAAUGCAGGAGGAGGUGAUGAGGAGGUGAUGAGGAUGAGACACUGCAGACACUGGAUGGGUCACAUUGAUCUGUGUGGAUGUUGAAACGACUGCUGGAACGCGCACACGUCCGUGCUCCUAUUGGCUGCGCGCAGCGUCGCUCAGAGGAAUGACGACUUUGCUGCUAUAAACCAGCUGAUGCUGAGGAUGUGAACACGGAGGAGCCUCUGAAGGACUGUUGACGGUACAUGGAGAGCCUGUCAUCCGGCGGUAAGCCUGCGGAUUCGGUCUGGUCUCCAUCCACAGAUUGAGUGAGUAGAGGACAUUUAGGAUCGUGUCACGACGCGCAGACAGGCAGGCAGGCAGGCAGGCAUCAGGCCUGGGGCUUUUUCACCCCCUCUCUGUCUCUGUCGCUCCACAUGAUGUUUCUUCGUCUUCCCACAUCAUCAUUUUCACGGGCAUGAUGCUGAGUGCUUCACAGAUUCACCUCACACAUCACAUCUGCAGGUACGACCGUGUGGAGGUUUGGAUAUAAGCGUGAGACGGACAACCUCGAGACAUGGAAUAAAGGGAGCUCGGAGACAACUGAAACCGCUCGAGUCAGAUCCAUAAAUAAAAGAAAACUGACAUUUUGAAGGCUGGAACAGAGUUGUAGAGGGAGGAAGAGAGAAGAGGAAGAGGUUGUGAAGAUGGGGUGCAGUCAGACGACGUUUCUCCUGGACUCUACAGUUCACUCCGUCAGCCGCCGGUCAAAGCAGGAGUCUCCUCGCUAAAACCCCCGAGCAGAUCAUUUCACCUGCUGGAGGAGCCCCCGCCCUCGGUGAUGUGAUGAAUAAGUUUGAAGUCCUUGGCAUUGUGGGAGAAGGGGCGUAUGGAGUGGUGCUCAAGUGCAGGCAUAAGGAAACCAAUGAGCUGGUGGCCAUUAAGAAGUUCAAAGACAGCGAGGAAAAUGAGGAGGUCAAGGAGACGACGCUUCGGGAGCUGAAGAUGCUUCGGACGUUGAAGCAGGACAACAUCGUGGAGCUGAAGGAGGCUUUUCGCAGGAGGGGGAAACUCUACCUCGUCUUUGAAUACGUCGAGAGGAACAUGCUGGAGCUACUAGAGGAGCUGCCAAACGGUGCACCGCCUGAUAAAGUCCGCAGCUACAUCUACCAGCUCAUCAAAGCCAUCAACUGGUGUCACACCAAUGAUAUAGUACACAGAGAUAUCAAGCCGGAGAACCUCCUCAUCAGCUCCGAGGAUGUUCUCAAACUCUGUGACUUUGGUUUCGCUCGUAACCUGUCUGAAGGAACAGAUGCCAAUUACACUGAGUAUGUGGCUACAAGGUGGUACCGCUCGCCUGAGCUGCUGCUGGGGGCUCCCUAUGGAAAGGCGGUGGACAUGUGGUCGGUGGGGUGUAUCCUCGGGGAGCUGAGUGACGGACAGCCCUUGUUUCCAGGGGAGAGUGAGAUAGAUCAGCUCUUCACCAUUCAGAAGGUUUUGGGGCCACUUCCUGCAGAGCAGAUGAAACUCUUCUACAACAACCCUCGCUUUCAUGGAAUCAGGUUUCCCUCAGUUACUCAUCCUCAGACUUUGGAGAGACGGUACCAAGGCAUCUUGAGUGUUUUGAUGUUGGAUCUGAUGAAGAGCCUGUUGCUGCUGAACCCGACUGAGCGUUUUCUGACCGAGCAGAGUUUGAACCAUCCGGCCUUUCAGCCUCUGAGGCAGGCCGAGAGAGAGAGGCCUCCUCCCACGUCUCCCAACCCACCGCGCUCCUCCAAGAGGAAAACACACCAUCAUGGAGAGAACACAGUUCCCACGAGGAGUCACACUAAGAGCACGAGCCGUCGCUCCAACACUAAAGAAUGUUCCAGCCUCCCUCGCCAUGGCGACCUCCAUCACCUCGGCAACAAGAGUUUCCUCAACGGUAACAAACCGGCCCCGUCCAGUUUAAGCCCUACGCUUCACCCUAAGGCCCAGUACAUGUCCCAGACCCUCAAUCGCUCUGCCUCAUCCAACAAAGAUCUGGCUAACAACAACCUGCCGCCCCUCCUCAGUCCCAAAGAAGCCAAAGGCAAGACGGAGUUUGAUUUCAGCAUGGGGCCCUCUCCAAAGCUGCCGGACCAGGGACAUGGGGCGAAGUAUGGCCACAGCAAACCCAGCUCCUCUCGCUCUCAGCAGCAGCAGCAGCAGCAGCAGCAGCAGCAGCAGCAGCAGCAGCAGCAGCAGCACCAGCAGCAGCAGCAGCAGCAGGCCGGCCGCCACACCUUCCUGGAAGGCAAGACCAACACGCUGCAGUCUGGAGCAGAGAAGCAACAUGGCCGACACACCCACAGUAUGGCCGACUCUGCCCACGGAUCCAUGUCGUCCUCUUCUAAGAGUUCAGCCUCUUAUCUCAGCCUGUCCAAGAGCCACAGCGCGCUGAGUGACGCCAAAUCUGUAGGGAACCUCAGCGACGGUCGACUCCACCUAGACGACCCGAACGCCAACACGACAGCAGGGGUGGGACCCGGCGCCCGCUUCUUCCCCGCCAGCUGUUUAGACCUCAACGCCCCUUCAGUUCCCCAGGGGCCGCCCGGCAGCCCCUCUGCUCGCCACAGCGAUCGAUCCGGGCACAGCCCCGCCUCUCGUAGCAGCGGCAAUGUCCGCAUGGAGAGCAGCACACUGGACUCCUCGUCCAGACACAAAUCCAGACAUAAACCUCUGGCGCCGGAGGAGGCCGGUGCGCCGGAGCUCUUGGAUCCAGGAGGAGCAGGGAUGCCCUCCACUCACACUCUGCCUUCCCCUCAUGAAUCUUAUCACUACGGCCUGGGCUACACCUCCCCCUUCUCCUCUCAGCAACGGCCUCAACGCCACUCCAUGUACGUGAGGAGGGAGCGCCACCGACCACACGGGGUGGAGAGUACGAUGGCGGGCUUGCCUCCACCGGGGCAGGCGAUACCGACGCGGGCCAGUAGCCUGCAGCUCCUCUCCCCCCAGCUGCAGCACCGGACCAACCUGACCGGACACUCAGUGAGCUCUUCGAGAGAGGACUGCAACGAGGACAUGACGAGGAGUGAGCAGCCCCCUAAAGACAUGAGCCACCCUUGUGCCCCCAUCAAAGACUCUACGAGGGACAACACUGCUGCUUUUCAUACACAGCGCUCUAAAAACGAGGUCGGCAUGUAUCACGACCCUCAUGGCGAGGACGGAGGUUCCUCCAAGGAGAACCGGAUGAUCUUCACUGAGUCGAUGCCUCGGAGAGUCGGCAGCUUCUACCGAGUCCCCUCCCCCAGACCAGACAACUCCUCCUCUUUCCAUGACGGCGUCGGGCAGGGUCGAGGGCCGGUCGUACCCGUCGUACCCGGAGACCCUGUCGCCAUGGCCAACCACUCCAAGCGCCAGACGGCUUUCGACUGGACCGCUGCAGAAGCGAUGGUCAUGAAUCCUCCGGAGCCCGUCAAAGAGAAGGAGAAACAAGGCUUCUUCAGAGCCAUUAAAAAGAAGAAGAAGAAGACACAAAUAACGGACAUGGAGGACGGGAGGAACCCCAGCAUCAAGAAAAGCCUUUUCCCCCUCUUUAGCUCUAAGAAUAGCUUAAAGCACAACUCAGCUGUCAAAGUCCUUCCUGUAGUCGCCUCGCCUAUGGUACAACACCAGCCUCCCGCGCCCUACCCUGCCUCUCCAGUUCCUGGUAACGGACAAGAACACCUGUCCCUGCAGAGGAGCUCCAAGUCGUCCUCUCACCACGGCAGCCGGCGGAAAAACCGGGAGCGAUCCCGAGACAGAGACCGGGAGCGGGAACAGAGCCGGGACCGAGACCGGGACCGAGAGAGGGAGAGAGAACGGGAGAGAGAAAGAGAGAGAGAAAGGGAGAGAGAGAGGGAAAGAGGGAGGGAGAGAGAGAGAGUCAAUGACUGGCCACAAGAAAAACCAGUGGACUCACACUCUCAGAGUCAACCACUCAAGUCACUCCGCAGGCUCCUUCACCUCUCCCCUUCCUCCUCAAAUCAAGGCCAGCCUCCUCCUCCUCCUCCAGACCUGCGCUUCCAAGCCCCCCUCCCUAACCCCCCUCAGCCCCCCUCCAAAGUGGGCUACUCCGAGGUUCGCGGGCACGCCGAUAGCAGGGGCCACCCUGGGGUGAGCAGCUCCGCCCAGGCCAAGAGCCGCAAGCCCAGCUACCCCCUCCCUGGACAGAUCGAGUCCAGCUGGCAUGUGUCUGCUUUACAGCGGGCGGAGGGCGCUCAGUUCACUCCCGAACAGCUGGGCAUCAAACCGGGGCAGAACGGACCCACCUUCACCAGAGCCUCCCGCACCAGGAUGCCAAACCUCAACGACCUGAAGGAGACAGCGCUGUAAACCCCUCCUCCCCGCCUCCAAACCACGCCACCUCCAAUAUGUCUCCAUCCUGGAAGCAUCUGCCAGACAUCAUGGUACUGUAGUAAAAGUUUACAUGAAAGCCUGUUUCGCUGAAUCGAGUCCUCAUUCAGAAACGUUUGUCGAUGCUCGUGUCUCUGACUAGACGUGGAAAGGCCAAACACCAGUAACAGCUGGUGUUUAGGGAAUCAGAGACAGGAAAUGGCCCAGUCCCUCUCGGGAUGCCAGUACUGUAUCAGUUGUAUGUUAUUCUCUCUCUACUGAACAUCAGAAUAAGCUGAUCUUUCCUGUCAAGGAGACACUGCCCACGUGGCCUCUUUGCUGCCAUCUUCUGCUCGCAGGACACUACAGCAAAGCAACAUGUCACACCGGUGGCCAAUAAACUCAAAUGUUUUUUCAAGCUCUGAUAUUUGAUAAGAAGAAAAAAGAAAAAAAAGAUUUAUAUCAACAUUAUUUAUUAAAUAUUUAUUUGUUUUAAAUUCAAGGAUAUAAGCUAUAAAUGACACAGUAUGUAGGCUAUAUGGGAAUAUUAUAAGGUAAUAUAGAAUUAAAUGUGUAAUUGCAAGAGCUUUAGUUUCGACACAAAGAAAUGCAUAGAUAUUUAUGUGUUGAUAAUACAGUAUGUCAAAAAGAAUAUUUAAUAAUGGUGAAUGUCCUUUUUUGUUCAAUUUGAUAUGUUAUUAACAGAUUUUAUCAUGUUAUAUCAUGUUAUUUUUUACCUUUUUUUCUCUGUUUGUUUCAUCAAAAUGUAAAGAAAUAUUGAUGAAUACUUGUUGCCCAAAGUGGGAAAAAAAAAUCUCGGACAUUACUUAUAAAUCUGCGCAUCACCCUCAUGACAUCAGUUUGAAGGUCUUGUGACAAGUCGGGCUAUUUUGUCAACAGGGUUUGGUAGCAGAACAGCUACAGUGAGACUGUUUCGGCUCUGUGCUUUACAUACAGUCAGUUCACUUUAUGUCCCGCUCUUAUUUUGAAAAUCAGCCCCAUUUUCAGUCUCUCAGUUCAUUUAUCAGUUUUCCAGCUCCGUGCUGCCAUGUUGCUUUUGUCUACAGCCUUAACAGCAAGUAACGGACAUGGACUGUGCUGGUGAAAAGUUAGCCUCUUGAAAUGAGGUUCGACUAACUCAAAUACAACAUCUAAGUGUGCAAGAUUGUCAGAGAGCAUUCUGCAAAAAGGCAUACCUCACCUACAACCUUUAAGAUCUGAAAGGUUAAGUCUGGUGCAAUUUUAUAUUUUCUUCAUGUCGACAAAUCUCAUGAACAAGUUUUGUCUGUGUAUUCAAAACCAGAUAUAGCGCAUCAUAACCUUUAUUUAACUAGGAAGUCACAUUGAGAUUAAAACCUCUUUGACAAGUGAGACCUCGCCAAGACAGGGUCAAAUAGCAGCAUCCAAACACAUAACAAGUGAACAUUGAAUCAAGGCACAAACAAUAUGGUGCAUGUGUUUGUUAUUUAAUUGAAGCAACAGUGACCACUUCCUUUACUCUAAGUUUAAAUCAUUUAAAGAGAUAAGCUUGGUCUGGAGAUCGUUCCAGGAUCAAGGACCAUAGUGGAACAGGCUUGUUUUGCUAGCUCCUGUACUGAUAGAAGGCACUUUAAACUGAAGCCUUUUAUGUGACCUAAGAUUAUAACUGUUUUGCAGAAAUACAAACCUCCGACUUAAAGGGACUAUUUGUAUCUUUCAGAAAUGCUUGUUAACAGCGACACCUGUGGCCGUUAAAUCAACGAAAGUCAGCGUCGGGCUCGCGCUUGCUCGCUCUAAAUAUACCUGA
Molecule: messenger RNA, 6109 nt
Organism: Sebastes umbrosus (honeycomb rockfish)
Lineage: Eukaryota; Metazoa; Chordata; Actinopteri; Perciformes; Sebastidae
Gene: cdkl5
Product: cyclin-dependent kinase-like 5
Exons: 22
Coding region: 835-4323 (1162 amino acids)
Biological process (GO): positive regulation of axon extension; regulation of dendrite development; protein phosphorylation
Cellular component (GO): dendrite cytoplasm; nucleus
Molecular function (GO): protein kinase activity; ATP binding
Source: RefSeq, a predicted model, not a curated record